This is a messenger RNA of Salvelinus namaycush (lake trout), 3148 nucleotides long. Its product is annotated as phosphatidylserine decarboxylase proenzyme, mitochondrial-like. Gene Ontology annotation, cellular component: mitochondrion. Lineage: Eukaryota; Metazoa; Chordata; Actinopteri; Salmoniformes; Salmonidae. Gene Ontology annotation, biological process: phosphatidylethanolamine biosynthetic process. The record is from RefSeq and is a predicted model, not a curated record. The coding region runs from base 70 to 1341 and encodes 423 amino acids. Gene Ontology annotation, molecular function: phosphatidylserine decarboxylase activity. The transcript is spliced from 7 exons.
CCCCACGCCUUCAGUGAUCAUGUGUCAGAACAGGAGCCUUCAGCGGGCGGCAGCGCAGAGCUCAGGGAAAUGGUGAGAUGCUGCAGGUCUUUGCACAGCCCUCCGUCUUGCUACAAUCUCCACAGAGUUAGGGUUGAUGUGCGCCGGCUCCGGACGAUCAGCUCCACAGGAGCUGCCGGGGAGCAGGGGGGAGGCAACGGCGGCAACGUCUCAGGCCACGGGGCCCAAGCACUCAGCCACAGGAACCGAUUCAGGUUGCAGUUCCCUCAGUUGGCCUUGCGGCGUCGUCUUGGCCAGUUGAGCUGCAUGUCCCGGCCCGUCUUGCGGCUGCGCUCAUGGCCGCUCAGCUUCCUCUACUACUUCCUGACCUUCGGUGCACUCAAGCCCCUGGCCAAGGUUGGCUGGAGACCAACAAGCAGGGUUGCUCUGUACAAGACCAUCCCAACACGGCUGCUGUCUCGGGCCUGGGGUCGCCUGAACCAGGUGGAACUACCGACCUGGCUGAGAAAGCCAGUCUACAGUCUGUAUAUCUGGACGUUUGGCGUCAACAUGCAGGAGGCGGCUGUGGAAGACCUAAUUCAAUACAGGAACCUGGGAGAGUUCUUUAGACGGAAACUCAAACCGGCUGUCCGGCCCGUGUGCAACUCGCACUGCGUGAUCAGCCCAGCAGACGGGAAGAUCCUGCACUUUGGGCGGGUGCGGAACUGUGAGGUGGAGCAAGUCAAAGGAGUCACCUACUCUUUGGAGACCUUCCUAGGACCCCACACCUGGGCUGAGGCCAUCAACUGUACCAUCAAGCCAUCAAAUGAAGAGGACCCCAGCUCAUUCCAGGACCUGCUGGUGACUAAAGAGGGGAAUGAGCUGUUCCACUGUGUGGUGUACCUGGCUCCAGGAGACUACCACUGCUUCCACUCCCCCACAGACUGGAGGGUGGCCCACAGAAGACACUUCCCUGGCUCUCUGAUGUCAGUGAACCCUGGCGUGGCUCGCUGGAUCAAGGAACUGUUCUGCCAUAACGAGAGGGUGGUGCUGAGUGGAGAGUGGACGCACGGCUUCUUCUCCCUCACCGCUGUAGGGGCCACCAACGUGGGCUCCAUACGCAUCUACUUUGACAAGGAGCUUCGGACCAACAGCCCGCGCUACAGCAAAGGCUCGUACAACGACUUCAGCUACUUGUCUAACAACAACCAGGAGGGUGUGAGCAUGAGGAAAGGGGAGCACCUGGGAGAGUUCAACCUGGGCUCCACCAUCGUCCUGCUCUUCGAGGCUCCGCACGACUUCACCUUCAACCUGAAGGCCGGCCAGAAAAUCCGCUACGGAGAACCCCUGGGGACUAUGUGAGCCAAGAUGGCUGACCAGAGAGACGCUUUCUGGGGGAAACAGACUAAACUAUAAGAAACUGAUGGACACGCUAACGUGCGUGUACAGAUCCAAGGGGACUUGCGUGCGCACACACAAACACACACUCAUUCAUACACUGACAUUCAGUAAAUGUACUGUACAUUGAAAUUGAGCGAUGUACACCUACCAUACGAUGCACUGACUGACUCACAGCAAAAACUCACAAGCCACCACUGUUGCUUUAUUAACAAGGGGGUCUCCCUGUUCCAUUGACUAGUUUCAAUUAACUAUUUACUUAUUUUGACAAUUGAUUACGACCAGCAAAAGCAAGAUAGUUUACAUCUAUUAGUUACUUUUUUGUUCCAUAAGAAUAACAUAGCUUAAAUUUUAUUAGCAUCUUUUAUUUUAUUUUGAUACAUUUUACCCAUAUUGCCUUUUGUCAGGGGUCUCCUCGUCAAUGGGGAGUUCCUCUGAGGUUUCAGACACAAGCAGCACGAGCCUGAUUUAAAGAUCUGCUUAGUGCCGUGUAGCCCAACUCCUUUGUCCGUAGGCCAUACAUCACAAACAGAUCUGGGACUAGGCUAGCGAGCUGCGAGACGCAUCCACACACACAGGUAACCCCCCCUGUCACACUAAGCCACUAUCAUGUGGACAGGCUUCCCUAUAUAGUAUACACACCUACAGCAAACACACCGCGAAGAAGGAAUGUACUAGAGACUAUAUACAGAGUUACCCUCUUCCUUCUCUUUCCCUCCCUCCUUCUCUUUCCCUCCCUCCUUCUCUUUCCCUCCCUCCUUCUCUUUCCCUCCCUCCUUCACUCUGAUACUGAACGCCUUCCUCCUCUCCUUCUGUCUCAUACACUCUCCGUCCGCACUGCUGGCUCUCCCUCUUCUGCCAUCCCCAGAGAAGGUGCUUGUGUUGGGGUGAUUAUGUGGACUCUUCCCCCUUCCUGUCAUGGAGGUGAAGACUGGCACGAUUCCGCCCAGUCAAAUGUGUCUGGGUCGUAUUCAUUAGGCACCUGCAGGAAGAAAACUGUCUGAAACCAGCCAGGAGUAGCUGGACUUGGUCCAAUAGGAACCUCUUAUUUUCAGUGUGUGAUGAAAAAAAUAAAAUGUUUUGCUAUGGGUGUGCCCUAAUGAAAACUUCCCUGUUGUAUUAAGCCCAUAGUGUACGAUCUCUGCCAUGCAUUAUUCAUCAUCAUUAGAGGUAGCUAGCAGCGCUGCCUGCUGCCAAUUCUCCUGUAACCCUAACCGUAAAUGACUGCUAAAAGGGGUAUGUCACAUUUUAGAGUAGACAUUAACAUGUGAUGAUGACUUCAGCGAUUUCUGUGAAGAUGAUUUACGAUGACGUGUGUUAAUCUAACCCAAUUCAUCAAUGGACGAAAUCCUGAUGUAUUCCUCUGAAUGGAGCCAUUAAUUGUAUGCUGAUAUACAGCCAUCUGACCAUCAUUACAAAAACAAACCCGUGCCGAAGUGCAGCACUUGUGGUAGGAUCAUGGGAGAGAAUGUGCAAGCUGGUACUGGUAACUAUUACGUUUUGUCUUCUGCUGUUCAGUUGAAUUGGAAUAAGUUGUUAAACUGGAAGUUAUCUGCCAGUGAUAAUAUUCAAAUAAGUUGUGCUAAACCUUUUUAAGACUGUAAAACUUAUGCUGAUAUCGAUACUAACGAUUGUGACAACCUUCAGAUACCCAGGGCUGAGCUAUUUAAAGCUAUUUUUUUCUGUGUUUCUGUUUUAGAUUUUCUAGUAGUGCCAAAAAUACUAGUGUUUUUUUUGGGUUGUUUUUCGAUGUAUUCAAAAAAAUUGCUUU